Molecule: messenger RNA, 2737 nt
Organism: Medioppia subpectinata
Lineage: Eukaryota; Metazoa; Arthropoda; Arachnida; Sarcoptiformes; Oppiidae
Source: the annotation of a GenBank genome assembly
UAACAGAUAAUCACCUGAAGAAUAGCUGAAGACUAGAAUCGCUUGAAAGGCCACAAAAAUGCCUAAACGAGACGAUAUAUGGCAACACUGGACAGAUGUGGUCACCGAUGCCGGCGCUAAGACACGCGUGAAAUGCAAUUACUGUCCGAACGAACAGCUGAAGAAUGCGGUGAAGUGUAAGAGACAUCUCAUUAAAUGCCAAUUUGGCAACAAAUGCAUUGUCGAUAAGUUUGCCGAAGAGUUGAGACACAAGAUGGACAGAUGUAGGACACGGCUGGUGGCCAUGGGUUGCGACAAUGAUAACGACGACAGUUACGAGACACUGGCUGACAUUGCAGACCAGCGACAGUUCCAACUCAUGGCCACCGAUACUGAUGGCCAGUCGUUGUAUCAGCAGUUAGUGGCGAACACUUCAGACAUGACAUACGACCAGACCGUCGGCGAUGACAACAACUGUAUCGCCGUUGCUGUGACGGACGUGUCCGCCAUCGACGGCGUGCCGACUAUCAUACAGAUCGGCGGAACACCGAUAGUAACGCCUGGCCUUCCGGUGCGGACACUGAUCAACACGAAGAUAAGCAGUGCCGGAGCGAGUAGUAUAUGGAACCACUGGACAGAUAUCGUGGACUCGGAGGGCAAGCGUCGGGUCCGUUGCAACUACUGUCCGAACGUACAGCUGAAGAACGCCAGCAAAUGUCGGCGACAUAUCAUGCGAUGUCUGGCCAGUAAUUUAAUGGCAAAGAGACGGCUACUCAACGACCAGAGUUUGCCAAUGUUUACAGAUCUGCUCAACUCAGGCGCCGCUGGAAGCGGUGGCGGCGAUGAAAACGCGGUCAAACUCGGCGCGAAUGACAGUCAAGCGUCACUUCGGGCCCAAAAUGGCCGACUGGCCAGUGAUCUCAGGCGUAGCGAACAAACGCGCGCCUUAUUGGAAGCCCAGCGGAACUAUUUGCUGAAGACAAUCAACGAGUGCUCCAAUUGUGGCCACGACUCGGCCCUAAGGCAACGGUUGGCCGAAUUUGAGGUGAAUCUGCGACGACUGAAGUGCAACAGAUUGGACACGAAGUGGCAGUCAAUUUGGUCGCACUGGACGGACGUGACGGACAGCGUUGUCAUCUCCGGUAAAGGACAGCAUGUGUUUGGACAGCGGGUCCGGUGCCGUCAUUGCGGUAACGUUCAGCGCAAAAACGCUGUCAAAUGCCGCCGACAUGUGGCCAACUGUCGGCCGUGCGAUGAGACCAUCCGGAACUACUUCGCCAAAGAGAUACGGCUGAAAAGCGUUGUCCGGCGAGGCGUGGUAUCCGAGUGGCCGCCGAAGACCACAAACACCAGCCGUACCACCGAUGCUGAUGGCGAUGAUAAUUCAUUGGACGGUGAUUUGCAACGCAUCGCUAACUACAGGAUCAAUAUCGACGCGGGAACCGCUGGUGACACAUCUGAUGGGCGAAGAGUCGCCAAACGAUACGCGUGCGACGCAUGCGAGUACGUGACGGACAAUCCGCAGCGGAUCCAAUCGCACACCAAUCGCCAGCACCUGAACGUACGGCCCUAUCCGUGCGAUGUGUGCGACAAACAGUUUCUCACGAAAGCCAUUCUCACGCUUCACAAGAAGAAUAUUCACGCGCCGCCCGAAGACAUUGUAUACUAUCGGUGCGAUUGGUCCGACUGCCAGUUCCAGACCCGAUACCAGAGCUCGUUGACCAUCCACAAACUGCAACACUUGGGCGUCAAACAGUUCCCGUGUCAGUGGCCGGGCUGUCCGCUAGGGUUCUACACCGGCAAAGACCUACGCAAGCAUGAGCUCAGCCACAGUCGCACCUACCGAUGCGAAUGGGUUGGCUGCGGGGCUGUACUCAAGUCCUCGGCCAAUCUGAAGCGCCAUAAGCUGAUCCACACGACCGACGGCUCGAAACCGCACGCCUGCUGUUGGCCGGGCUGUGACAAGCGGUUCCAGUUCGGCAGCUUCUUGACCACACAUAUGCGCCGCCAUCGCGGCGAUCGUCCGCAUCAGUGUCCGCACGAGGGCUGCGACCGUCGCUUCUACGACAAGAGCAAAAUGCUAAACCACUGCCGCACUCACGGCCAACAGCGGGACUACCCGUGCGUAUGGCCCGGAUGUGACGCCUCCUAUAAGACAAGCAAUCACUUGGAAAGGCAUGUGUUGUCCCACACAUCACCCGACGCCGCUCCCGAGCCCACAGUCUUCGCCUGUCAUUAUCCCGAUUGUGGCAAACAGUUUGGCCACAAACGCAACCUAAACACACAUAUACGAUAUCACCGGUCGGAGGCCGUACACGAGUGCGAUUGGCCCGACUGUGGCCGACGGUUCAAGAGUCGCGAUGUCCUGCGCCAGCAUUUGAUGUCACACCGCGGCGAACGGCCGCACGUGUGUCCGUACGAGGGCUGCGGCCGGGCGUUCAUACGGCGGACUUUGAUGACCGCUCACCACCGGACUCACGAGUCGGCGCCGGCCUUCGUGUGCGAGUUGUUGGCCGCUAACACCGGCGCCACCGCCGCAGUCGAUGACGACGACGACGACAACUCGGCCGGCGAUAAGCCGUGUGGUAAACAGUUCUGGACGAACGCCUGUCUGCGCCGACACCAGCGACAGGUGCACCAGUCGUCGGCUGAUAAUCUGGUCACUCAUACGCCUAUAAAUGAGUCCAGUAUCGGUGGUGACGACAUUACCGCUGAUGACACUCAGUUGGCCGACAAUUCGGCCCAAAUCGGCGAUUAA